This is a messenger RNA of Lethenteron reissneri (Far Eastern brook lamprey), 3389 nucleotides long. RefSeq lists its product as uncharacterized. NCBI's taxonomy places the organism in Eukaryota, Metazoa, Chordata, Hyperoartia, Petromyzontiformes, Petromyzontidae. The record is from RefSeq and is a predicted model, not a curated record.
CCUUCCUUUAACACCGCCAACAAUAUCGUCAAACAGCAGCAGCGGCAGCGGGCUCUGGCGAGCAUUGGACGACCGCUUCGUCUCGCCGCCGCGAUGGCGUCGGUGAAGCCGUCGGUCGCGCUGGCGCUGCUCGUUUGCUGCGCUACGGCAGUCGGUGCGCUGCCAACUGGCUGCACAUAUGAAUCAAAAGACAAGCCGACCACUGCCACCUGCAGAGAGUUCUCAUACCUCUCAGAGCUGCCCAAAAAUGUCACGCACCUGAUUCUGCACAACAGCCUAACCAACGUCCCCGUGGGCUCUCUGGACGAACUGUUAGGCAGUCUCACGGCGCUAACCAUCGAGAUGAAUUUAACGUGCGACUGCAACACAAUGUACCUGAAGAGGCUGGCGCAAGACAACUUGAAAAUCAACGGAGAAAAUUGCACGUUCCUGGGCGGGCAAAAAGACGUGACUUCUCUGACAGGAAACGAGUUUCCGGACGUGUGUGCCACGGCCCCGCCGCACUGCUCCGAGAUGCUCCUGCGCGACUCGGGCCUUCACAUCGCCUACCUGGUCUUCCUGGUGCCGCUCGUCUACAGCUACCUUGGCCUGCGGCCCCUCGUGAGCCAUCGCCGCGCCGGUCGCCACAAGGGUGGGGACGCUGAGUACAAGCGCAUGAGUAAUAAAUCGUCGUCCGCUCGGUCCGCUCCGUCCGCUCCGCCCGAUGAGAAGAUUUACGAGGAUCUGGAUACCAAGUUGUGAUGAGCGGUGGGCCCUCAAGAGGCGGCGGAUGGGAGGGACCGGUGUUGUGGGUCAGGGUCGGGAGCAUGCGGGAGAGGUCGGAGGUCGUGAUCGCCGGGAGAGGUUGGCAGCGGUGCUGUUAUGUGGACGAAAUUUGGCGAUGAAAAUGUAUUGGGCGUGUUUUUAUUAUUAUUAUAUAUAUUUUAUUUUAGUCAAUGAUUACGAUAAGUGGAUGGGGAAUAGAGAAUUUGGAAGCAGUGAUAUUUCUUUUUUUACUUAAUCAUGCGUGAAAAUAUUCAUCAUUGUUAAAAAAUAUAUAUAUUUUAGUCAAUGGUGACUAUGACCGGGAUAAAGUAUUCAAGCAUGGCUAUGACUACCACUGCCCACAACAUACGUAGGCAUGACUGACUGUGACCAGGCGACAUUUACUGGUCUAAAUGAAGAUGCAGAUUAAGAUAAUUUAGUAACGCUAUUAGAGAACCUCAGACUAUGACUCAAAUAAGAAAAGAAUGUGACUAAAUUCACACUCGCUGGAAGCAAAUGGUAGGGAAUGAAGGUAGGUGGAUAUUUGGAUCGAGGUAUUUGGAACACAUUGCUUUUAAUGAAUGGUUUGGAAAGAUUACAUGGCCAUGAGAGUUUUUUUUUUUUUUGGCGUUAGAUCGUGUAAAUAUAAAAUGCGUCAUUAAACCCGCCACAACCGGGCACAGCCAAUUAGUACACGCAUUUUUUUUACGCAAUCUCUCCCAAAAAAAAUCGCCUAUGGACAAUAUUGGUCGCGAAAGCCUACGUGUUAAGAUGACAUGGAGAAGAUGGAAAAUGGUGGUUUUGGAUGGGAGAUUGGGAAAUAUAUAGAAAAUGCCUUUGGACGAAACAAAUAAUAUAUGGUCCAACAUACUAAAGCACAGCGCCACAUUUGUCUUGAGCCAUUGAAAGUCCUUUGGGUAAGCAGCGUUCAGCUUGAGAGGGCCACCUUGUAGUCCCAUGGGUUGGGAAUUAAGGAAUGGGGGACACGAGGAUAUUGAGAGAUUGGGGAGAUCAAUGAAUAGAUUUUAAAGUGAGACGUCCGGAAUAAAUGCGAUGAAAAGUUGGGAAUGGCAGAUUGGUUGUGAAUGGAUGGGAAUGAAAGUUGUGGAUCAGCAAGUGAGUGUUUUGGAAUGAAGGCAUUGACGGGAUGAAUUAAUGACUGGGAAAGGGAAUUUACGUUUUGGAAAGAGAGUUUAUGUGAAUGAAUAGUUGGGAAUUGCAAUCUGGGAAUGAGAACGUGAACCUUGGUCAGGAAUUUUGGCCACGUAAUGGAAACGUUCAGUGCAGUGUCCCUUUUAAGUAGGCAGGUAAGUUCUCAUAAAAUGUCAUUCAAUAUCCGUCUGGACAUUCCAAAGAGGUAAUAAACCUCAUUGUUAAAAACUCAAUUCAGUCAGUAUUUAAGUCAUUAUUUCUUCGUCACUGUUCAAUUUGAGUCUGACGAACUUUAUUUUUUACACUUUAGAAUUUUGGACUGAAUGGAAGUCGCAGAUGAUUACAUAUAAAGAGGGGAAGAUGUUUGUUGAAUGCAAUAUUAUCCUGAAUCUCUGUGAAUAAUUGGUAUAACCUCUAUUUGGACUAUUAUAAUAAUUAUAUUAUUGAUGUGUACAUUAUUUCGUGGCAUGUUGUACGGUAAGCUUUGUUUUUUGUGUGUGUUUAUAUUUGGCUUUCGUAUUUUUACUUGAACGAUAAACAUGGCAAUGGUUAAAAAAAACACGUUCCAUCAGGAGAACGACGCUUGCUCUCAGUCUGCCCUUAUCGGACGCAUGCAGACGAUUGUGACUAAGCCAGUAACCGGUGGAAACUAGGACUGUGAUCUGGAAGGGCGAGAGAGAGAGACAUUUUGGCACAAAUAUAGCAGAGUUUAUGCUUACAACCAGAGAACGUUUUAAAUUGUGAUACUUGAAUUUGCCCGCCCCAAAGGAUGGUCUAGAGACUGCAAAUGUCACGAUACGCAACCGACAAAAGUACGACCUCUAUUACCAGUGAGGCAACGUAAUUCACCUCUCGCGGAGUGCGACACUAAAGUCAAGAGAGCGGGCAGCGAUGGAGGAGGGCAGGCGACCGAGACGGUCACCAGAGUGGGCCCCAGAAGUCGGUGACCAAGGCAUAAAGGCGGAUUGUGUUGGAUCGUAGAUACUUUUCCUCCGCUGGCGCAUUCCAGCUGUAUCAGCGCGGUGACUUUUGUACCGUGCCGAGCCAGAACGAACCCGUGAAACGUUGGCCUCCAAAGACAUCUGGGCCAGGAGCAGGGCUAACGAAUGACUCGUUCGUUGGGACGACAGGGCGGACCUUCGUGUGUCGUCUGCUCGCGUCUCAACCCGUUGUCCAUUCCGCGUGAAGUCGGUGGCACGGCUCGGCUUUCAGUGGAAAAGAAACAACCUGGCGCCUCCUGAGCCACCGCCGCCGCCGAGUUGGCAUGGGGCGCAGCUCCGACGCGGCUCUGAGUGUGCAGUGGAACAAUGUAGAGAGGUAUUAUAAUAAUAAUAAGAGUGGCCCCUGGAGGUCGGGCGUCAACCGUGCAGCAAUUGUAGAAUCCGGCCGAAGGUAACGACGAGCAAGCGUCGUGGACGUGAGCAGCGGCCGGUCUCUCCGAAUGGGACGAAACAAUUCUCUGCGGACGGAGGACGUCCUGGUGGGGGGGGGGG